AAUGGCAUGCUGAAUCAGGUAACAACACAUCCAUUAUGUGAGUUGCGAGAGGAGAGGCGGAGGAAUCACCGGGGCGGACUCGCGGAUCCUGUUCCUGUCAGAGUAUACAUACACACACACACACACACAUACACACUCUUUAGGCUCGUGUUCACGGACUCAGGAGCUCGAAGACCGGUCCAGGUUUGGGUACCGCACCGUGCGCUUCAGCGAACCCCUCCGCUGGAAUUAAGAUAAAUGGAUGAAUGAAACUGAAAGCAGGUUUCCCACAAACUUGGUCCGGAACGUGCACCCCAAACUCCUCUCCAAUGACAUCUGGGACUGGUUUUGCGCGCUCUCCUCCUUUCUCUCAGGGAUGGACCUGAUGAUGGGGUUAUGAAGGCAACUCAUGGAAGAGAUAUACACCAUGAAGAAACUGCGAACAACCAAAAAUGUUCAUUCACUUUCUUUUAAGGGAUGUGGUUUGUUUUCUCACUCUAUGCAGUUUACUCAAUCAGGUACAGGAAGACUAGUCAUGUGUCAUCACCCCUCAACAUGAGUCGAGUGGAAUAAACAACGAAUCCCAGACAGACAUUCUCUCAGUGGCCUGUAAUGCAACAGCAGCAUCAGACAGGAAGGAAAGAGCAGGGUGCACAGAGAAAGUAGUGGGACCAUAUGUGAUGUGAGUCACUGGUGAAUGGCGUCUGUUACCAAUGACCGGAUCGGAAAUAGAAAUAGCCAGGUUCUGGACCUCGUCAAACCUUACUGGGUCCCAGCCAGUGGGGAAGGAGAAGGAGACGUGACCAAUGGGCCUCACCCUUGACCGCAAACAUAAGGAUGAGGAAUCCAGACAAUGCGGGAUGCUGCGGAGGGGUCUGCUGGCCUGGGUGUCCCGUGUGGGCGUGCUAUUGGUCCUAGUGUGCUGCUCUCUGUCCCUGCUCUACGUCAUGACCUGCAGCCCCCACUCCGAGGACAACCUGGUGAGCCACGCCCUGCCACGCCCCGGGCUGGGGGUAGGGGCAGCAGGGGGCAUAGGGGCGGGUCAGAGCGGACCCCCGGGGCGGGAGGACUACCAGGCCAUGCUAGCGGAGCGUGAGGAGCAGCACAAGCUACACAUGGCGAGUCUGAAGAAGCAGAUCGCCCAGUUAAAAGAAGCACUGCAGGAGCGUAGUGAGCAGCUCAAAGGAGUUCAAGACACAAUGGAACGGGCGGCAGGGAGAGGCCAGGGCGGACAGUCCCCAGGAGGAGGUGCCCUCGGGGAGGGAGGCCAGGGGCCUGGGGCUGACAGGAGCCACACGGACCUCCAGGAGUUCCUUCGCAGUCAGCUGGGCCGGGCGGAGGUCCACCAGGGGACCAGACUACCCAAUGAGUACGCCGUGGUGCCCUUUGAGAGCUUCACCCUGCAGAGGGUGUACCAGCUGGAGAUGGGCCUGACCAGGCACCCUGAGGAGAAGCCCGUGAGGAAGGACCGGAGGGAUGAGCUGAGUGAAGCGCUGGAGACAGCCCUGCGGAGCCUCAACACACCCCGAGACGGAACAGACAAGGGCCGGACCACCAAGGUCUACUCCCCAUCAGACUUCAUAGAAGGUAUCGCUCGGACGGAGAAGGACAAAGGCACUCUGUAUGAGCUCACCUUCAAAGGGGACCAGAGCCGUGAGUUCAGGAAGCUGGUUCUGUUCCGUCCCUUUGGGCCCCUGAUGAAGGUGAAGAACGAGAGGGUGGACACGGCUAACGUCCCCAUCAACAUCAUAGUGCCCCUCUCCCAGAGGGCCGACAAGUUCAGACACUUCAUGCACAACUUCAGAGAGGUGUGUGUGCGGCAGGAUGGGCGUGUCCACCUCACAGUGGUGUAUUUUGGGAAGGACCAGAUGAAUGAAGUCCGGAGCACCCUGGAGAACACGUCUAGGGAGAUCAACUUUAAGAACUUCUCCCUGCUCCAGCUGAAUGAGGAGUUCUCCAGGGGACGUGGCCUGGAUGUGGGCGCCAGGGCAUGGAAGGGAGGAAACGUCCUCCUCUUCUUCUGUGACGUCGACAUCUACUUUACCGCCGACUUCCUGAACACCUGCCGUCUCAAUGCUCAACCUGGUAAGAAGGUCUUCUAUCCUGUUCUGUUCAGCCAGUACAACCCAACCCUGAUCUACGGUAAUCAUGACCACAUCCCGCCAGUUGAACAGCAGCUGGUGAUUAAAAAGGACACAGGAUUAUGGAGAGACUUUGGCUUCGGAAUGACGUGCCAGUACAGAUCAGAUUUCAUCAACAUAGGUGGUUUUGACGUGGACAUCAAAGGUUGGGGUGGUGAGGAUGUUCACCUUUACAGGAAGUACCUGCACAGCAACCUGCUGGUGGUCCGGUCCCCAUCGCGGGGCCUCUUCCACCUGUGGCACGAGAAGCGCUGUGCUGACGAGCUGCCCCCGGAGCAGUACAGGAUGUGCAUGCAGUCCAAGGCCAUGAACGAAGCCUCACACGGCCAGCUGGGCAUGCUCUUCUUCCGACACGAGAUCGAGGCACACUUGCGUAAGCAGAAACCCCAGCGGUCCAUUGCCAAAAAGACAUGAGGGGAAUCACACAGGAAUCUAGACUAUGGGAAGAGGGCAUGACAGUAUGACAGUCAGAGACAGUGAGGGGGGGGGACAACAACAAAACAGAGAUCUUCUGUUAUGAACAGUGAUGACAUAACAGUACUGACUCACUAUAGAGGAAAAACACUCCAAUAUAUCCUCCCUUUUGUUGUGCCAAAAAGGGCAUAACAAAAUACACCUAAGACACCUGCCAUUACUUGAAGAAGUGCAAGCACUGUGAAGACGACAGUUAAAAUGGCCAGCAGAAAUACUUGUAUUGACUGCUCCUCUGUGUUUUGGUCUAAAAUCAUGUGCCUCAUGUUGACUGACUGACAGCUGUGGCAUUGCUGGUUUCUUGAAGGAGGCUGGAGGAAGACUGGAACAAGAUUUCCCUGUGUCUUACUAGAGCCACCUUGUGGACAGGAGGAAAACAGCAUGACAGUGAAGGGAAUGUGGACACUGAAGCUUCAAGUCAUGUAACCUGGUUACAUGACAAUACACUCAGACAGAUGGUCAAUCAAUAAAUGAAAACAGGUGUUAGUGAGGCUUAUUUAGCGAGCCAAUGACAACAACAAAGGAGGGACACGGACACUGUUAGACAUUCAUUAUUUCUCAAGCUCCACAGAAUCAUUAUGGUGCUCUGCUUUUUCACGAGUUUUAUUAAUCCUGCUUGCAUGUGCUUUUAUGUGGUUUUUCAUCAUCAAGAAACAAAACAGUGCAGUUUUGUCUUGUUUGAAGGGUCAAAAUAAAUAUAGUAUAUUUUUUUACACUGGGCAGUAUUUUGGUUCGCAGUUUGAGAAUGAAGCUACAGUACAUGUAUGACGAAGAUUAUAUGGCCCUGAGAGAAAAUAUGGGUACAGUGUCCUUUGUUUUGAGUAUGGGCUAACAUUGUGCAAAUAAUAUAUUUUAGAAUAGAUGUAUUACACUUCUGUUCCAUAAUUAAGUUUUCCAGUGAUAAAAUUACAGAAUGAAUUUCACACAACUUUUGUUGGAAAAAGAAAAAGCCUUGCUCCAAAAAUGCGUAUUUAAUAUUAACAAUUGUUAGCUACAUCACUAAUUUGCCUAUUCUUUCUUAGAAGCUGAAAUGGCGGUGGCUUGACACAAGUAUACAUGAGCCAAAUUAAGUUUAGUGGUAGUAUAAUGCUUCCGUGUCUACAGAGCACUAUAAGACCAGGACAAGGAAGGGUAGGAAAAGGCCUGUAUGAAAGUUCAAAUACAAUCUGAAAUGGAAUGUUAAUAUGGAAAGAGGGUCUGAUAUUUGAACAUGGCAAAUUGUUUUGACGUUAAUCCUGAUGGAUUUCUACUGAGAGUAUUUCUUCGGAGAUGUAUAGCCUAUAGAUAAAUACAUUCUCACAGGCUUGACAUUCACAGCGAGUGACAAUGAUUUUAUGCCUUUAUUUAACGAGCUCACUUAUUCGUCUUAAAAUAAAUAUUGAGAGAUUUGAUUUAAUUCCCAGGUCUUUCGUUUUCAAGAAAGCACUUGGGUUGCUUCACAUGGAAGACCAAAACCUGUAAAAAGAGUCAGGAGGAUGCACCUUUUAAAUUGUUUUACGUUUUAUUGUUUUGUGAAAGGAUAUGUCUAUCUGUUAAUAAUAAAUAUAACUUUUCUGAUGAAGCUUUUGAUUAAUUCUCAAUUCAUGCCCAUUUUUUUGUCUUAAUUUUGUUUGAAGUGUCUAAAGUUGAAAUAAAUGAUGCUUGAUGCUUGAUGCUU
Oncorhynchus gorbuscha (pink salmon) is the source of this 4248-nucleotide messenger RNA. RefSeq names its product chondroitin sulfate N-acetylgalactosaminyltransferase 1-like. Gene Ontology annotation, molecular function: glucuronosyl-N-acetylgalactosaminyl-proteoglycan 4-beta-N-acetylgalactosaminyltransferase activity. Lineage: Eukaryota; Metazoa; Chordata; Actinopteri; Salmoniformes; Salmonidae. Gene Ontology annotation, cellular component: Golgi cisterna membrane. Bases 786 to 2534 code for a protein of 582 amino acids. The transcript is spliced from 10 exons. The record is from RefSeq and is a predicted model, not a curated record.